This is a messenger RNA of Callorhinchus milii (elephant shark), 2638 nucleotides long. RefSeq names its product potassium channel, subfamily V, member 2a (gene kcnv2a). Gene Ontology annotation, molecular function: voltage-gated potassium channel activity. Gene Ontology annotation, cellular component: membrane; voltage-gated potassium channel complex. The transcript is spliced from 2 exons. Lineage: Eukaryota; Metazoa; Chordata; Chondrichthyes; Chimaeriformes; Callorhinchidae. Bases 1 to 1596 code for a protein of 531 amino acids. The record is from RefSeq and is a predicted model, not a curated record. Gene Ontology annotation, biological process: protein homooligomerization; potassium ion transmembrane transport.
AUGUUGCAACUCAAACGAAGGCGCCAGAGCCUUUUUGCCAACUGCAAACUCGGCGAGAGCACGAGUGAGGCUCGCAGGUCCUCGACUGACCGCCUCCUGCCGCUGGCCAAGAAGUGCUCGGUGAAGCAGUGGAGCUCCCUGCAGGAUCUGGGCUCUGCCAUCUAUGAGAUCAAGUACGAUGACGAAUCUGAGUCAGACGAGGAGCUUCCAACCUUGCCGCAAUUCAAGCCCUCCUCGCCCAUCAAGAAUUACAUCCUCAACAUCAACGUGGGGGGCACCAACUUCCAGAUCACCUACCGGGCAGCAGCCCGCUUCCCCAAGACCAGGAUUGGCCGGCUGGCCACCUACACCGACCCCUCCAGGAAGCUAGAUCUGUGCGAUGACUACAGCGUGCUGAACAAUGAGUAUUUCUUCGAUCGCGACCCCGAGGUCUUCCGGCACAUUUUCAGCUUCUAUAGGACGGGUGUGCUGUGGAUCAAGGACGAGCUUUGCCCCAGGAAUUUCCUGGAGGAGAUUCACUACUGGGGCGUGAGGAUCAAGAACAGCAACCGGUGCUGUAGGAUCUCUUUCGAGGAAAGGCAGGACGAGCUGAACGAACAGCUGAAGUUGCAGCGGGAGCUAAAGGCAGAGAUCGAGGUGGAGGAGGAUGAGGAGCACUUCAGGGACAUGAUCUAUGGCUACCAAAGGAGGAUCAUCUGGAACCUGAUGGAGAAACCCUUCUCCUCGGUCACGGCCAAGAUGAUGGCAGUGGCUUCCAGCAGCUUCGUGCUAGUCUCCAUUGUGGGCAUGGCUAUGAACACAGUGGAGGAGAUGCAAUACACAAGUGCAGCUGGUCAACUCAGCGGCCAUACCUACAUGGAGCAUCUGGAGACCCUGUGCAUCAUUUUCUUCACCCUCGAGUACCUUCUGAGAAUCUUGUGCACGCCUGACAUCCGGCAGUUCACCAGAAGCGUCCUGAACACCGUUGACCUCAUCGCUAUCUUCCCCUUCUACCUGCAGUUGAUCCUGGAGUGCUUCCUGGACGAGAACCACAAGGGCCUUGACCAGGACAUCGAGACAGUGGUCAAAGUAGGCAAAAUGGGCCAAGUGCUCAGGAUCAUGAGGUUGAUGAGGAUCUUUCGGAUCUUAAAGCUUGCCCGACACUCCACAGGGCUCAGGGCGUUCGGCUUUACAUUGAAGCAAUGCUACCAGCAGGUUGGCUGCCUCUUCCUCUUCAUCGCCAUGGGAAUAUUCUCCUUCUCUGCUCUGGUCUUCUCCGUAGAGCACGACGUUCCCGGGACCAAUUUUACAAGCAUACCCCAUUCCUGGUGGUGGGCUGCUGUCAGCAUCUCCACAGUAGGCUACGGAGAUGUGUAUCCAGAAACUUUCCUGGGAAGGUUUUUCGCAUUUGGCUGCAUUGCUUUUGGGAUCAUCUUAAACGGCAUGCCAAUCUCCAUCCUGUACAAUAAAUUCUCAGACUACUACACAAAGCUCAAAAGCAACGAAUACACAACAAAACAGCAGCAGAGAGGCCAGAUUAACUUUUCAGAUAGAGCAAUGAGGAAGAUAGCUGAAUGCUGUGGAGGGGUCCCUCAUCACCUCCUGCCAAGAGAGUAGUAAAUUCCCCUGGGAAAGACGGUGAAAGUGGUGUGUGCUUUUCACUGUCAAGAGAUACGACAGGGAUCUUGAUAAAACCUUCCAUCAGCACAAUUCAAGGAAAAGAUCAAGACGAUAUCCUCAAUAUUGUGUCUUGAAAGGGAAGGAAAUAAAGAGAAGAGAAUAAAGAGAAGUCUUCUGAAUAGUUUCCGAGCUUAUAGGUCUUAGAUUUUUUUGGAUAUUAGCCUGAGGGACAGCCCAGAUACAAUACAUAAAUACAAUACAAAUUUACAUUUAUACAGCGCCUUCCACGUCGGGAGGAUGUCUCAAGGGGCUUGGCAGUCCUAUCUUGACACCUGAACUGGGGACAUGAAGCAGGUUGGUGCCCACCGAGCGAAGGGAUUGGCUGGGUUGGUAAGAUUUGAGGAGGUAUUAGAGAUAAGAUGGGCAAGACCAUGGAGGGAUUUUGGAAGGAUUUGAAAGUGAGGACGAGGAUCUUGACUUCAAUGUAUUGGAUAGAGCUGCAGCUUACGCAAUAAGCUGCUUGUUUGAGUCCCAGUCCGAGAUCGAAAGGUGAGGUCUUUAAUUAUUCAAUGCCCCUGAUGGUUGUGACAGUACUGUUUUUUUGCACACUUACCAUGGAUAAGUUUAAACAUGCUGUAGUCCAAAAUGUAUCUAUUUUCUCAAAGUGUACUAAGCUGUACUGAGAUUUCUGCUUGAAUGAAUUAUGGCAGUCUCCAUUAAUGAAUUCCUACCACCUUGAGGUUUUUUUUUGCCUGAUUUUGAUUCUGCAGCAUCUAGAAAUUCUGACAGUCACAUACCUUUGCCAGUUCGACUUUCUCAAAAGUUAAAAAUGUUUUUUAAAAAAAAGCUAGCUUAGUUGGUAGCACUGGGUCAGCAGGGUGUGGGUUCAAUCUCCACAAGAAGCUUUGAGCACCUCUGCUGAUGCUCCAGUGUUGUGCUCCAUUCUUGGAGGUGUUCUGUACAGUCCCUUGAAUGUCUUUCUCCUGUUGAAGUCCUGUAGUUUAGCCUAUUGAUUAGCGCACUCGCCUCGCAAGUGAAA